Molecule: messenger RNA, 2092 nt
Organism: Monopterus albus (swamp eel)
Lineage: Eukaryota; Metazoa; Chordata; Actinopteri; Synbranchiformes; Synbranchidae
Gene: nop56
Product: NOP56 ribonucleoprotein homolog
Exons: 12
Cellular component (GO): small-subunit processome; box C/D methylation guide snoRNP complex
Molecular function (GO): snoRNA binding
Source: RefSeq, a predicted model, not a curated record
CGCGGUGUCAGGCUGGUAUCGCGGUAUUUGGGUCGUGGAAGUUUUCUGAAGCGUGUGCUUAGCUCGCUAUCUUUUUGCUGAGGAGAAGCACAGAGCAGACGUGCUCUGCGUGCUGCUGCAGAGAUUUUCUGAUCAUGGUGCUGCUGCACGUGUUGUUCGAACAUGCGGCGGGCUACGCGCUGUUCGCCGUCAAAGAGGUGGAGGAGAUCGGCAUGCUGCUUCCUCAGGUGGAGGAGAGCCUGCUGAGCAUCGGGAAGUUCAACAGCAUAGUGACUCUGGUUGCCUUCUUCCCCUUCAAGUCGGCCCAGACUGCGCUGGAGAACAUCAACGCCAUUUCUGAAGGUGUGGUUCACGCUGACCUUAAGUUGUUUCUUGAGACGAACUUGCCCCGCUCUAAGAAAAAGAAAGGAGUGUUGGGGGUGUCUGAUGCCAAAAUAGGAGCAGCUUUACAAGAAGAAUUUAGCAUUUCCAUCCAGACUAGUGGUGUGGUGGCUGAAAUAUUAAGAGGUGUACGUCUGCACUUCCACUCCCUGGUGAAGGGUCUGACUGCCCAGGCUGCCUCAAAGGCACAGCUGGGUCUUGGCCACAGCUACUCCAGAGCCAAGGUCAAGUUCAAUGUCAACAGGGUCGACAACAUGAUCAUCCAGUCCAUUGCUCUGUUGGAUCAGCUGGACAAAGACAUCAACACCUUCUCCAUGCGUGUCCGUGAGUGGUACGGCUACCACUUCCCAGAGCUGGUCAAGAUUGUGUCGGACAACUCGACAUACUGCCGCCUGGCUCAGCUCAUCGGAAACAGGAAGGAGUUGAUGGAGGAUAGUCUGGAGAAGCUGGAGGAGGUGGUGAUGGACAAUGCCAAGGCUCAAGCUAUCCUGGAGGCAUCACGUUCUUCUAUGGGUAUGGACAUUUCUCCCAUCGACCUGAUCAACAUAGAGAGGUUCUCUAAUCGCGUUGUGUCUCUGGCUGCUUAUCGUCUCGAGCUGCAGGAGUACCUCCGCUCGAAGAUGAGCCAAGUGGCUCCGAACCUGGCAGCUUUGAUCGGGGAAGUGGUGGGAGCUCGUCUGAUCUCCCAUGCCGGCAGUCUAACCAACCUGGCCAAGUACCCGGCCUCCACGGUCCAGAUCCUGGGAGCAGAGAAGGCCCUGUUCAGAGCCCUAAAGACUCGUGGCAACACCCCCAAGUACGGCCUCAUCUUCCACUCCACCUUCAUCGGACGUGCCGCUGCCAAGAACAAAGGCCGCAUCUCCCGGUAUCUGGCCAACAAGUGCACCAUCGCCUCACGUAUUGAUUGUUUCUCUGGUGCGUGAGAAGAUCUCUGUGCCAUAAAUGCUAUUGCUUUAGGUUCAUUUCUUAACUUACAACUCAUGUGGCAUAAAUGCAGUGAUGCACCACGGAAAAAUGUGGAUGUGAUGAAAGAGGCUGUGAAAGAGGCAUCUGAUGUUGUAGCCGAACUCAAGAGGAAACAGGAAAAGAAAGAAAAGAAACGCAAGAAGCGUGAAAAGAAGUUGCAAGAACUUCAAGAAAAUGGUGACGCUGAGGUGGAGAAUGGAGAAAUAGUCAAGAAGAAAAAGAAGAAAGAAGCGGUCGAGGAGACAGAGGUCCAACCAGAGGAGAGCCCCGUUGCAGAGGAUGGAGCAGGAAACACCCCGGCAAAGAAGAAGAAGAAGGUCCAACCAGAGGAGAGCCCCGUUGCCGAGGAUGGCGCAGGAAACACCUCGGCAAAGAAGAAGAAGAAACGAAAGGCAGAGGACACAGAAGAAGCGGUUGCAAUGGACAGUGGAGCAGAGGAAUUGAGUGCUUCAGCCAAGAAGAAGAAGAAACAAAAGACUGAAACUGUGGUGGCAGAAGAGGCUCCAGAAACACCUGUGGCUGAAAAGAAAAAGAAGAAGAAGAAAAAGGGAAAUGUUGACUAAAGAGUGUGGGCAGAGACUGGGCCUUGAUUUUUGUGUACAGUUUAUUUUACUUAUUUGAAGCUAGUUGAAGUAAGCAGCUUUAUGCAGACUGCUAGGAAAAGCUUAUGACUGUGCCUUUUAAUUUUCUUGUACUGCUGUAAAUACAUUGUAUGAAUUAAAUAUUUUGCCAAGUCAAAGUGGAA